AUGGCGGCGAGCCGUGAGAGAAGCGCGCUGCCGCCCUCCGUGACUGAGGCGGAUUCAAACGGAUCGGCGCGAACAGCCGGCGAAGAGCGACGAGCCGAGGAGCGGCGCCCCGCGGAGAUUGCGGGAAGCAGUGCGCCGCCCGCCGUCCGCGCAGCCGGCGAUGCUCGCCUGUUGAGGUCAUGCUUCGACGGACUGGCGCGCGACCUCGACCACGCUCUUCGCGCGGCCGCGUCGCCGUCGGAGGAGCACGACGCCAUCGCCUCCUGUCUGCUCGUUGCAAACGCGCUGUGCGACUGGCCGGAUAGCGACGCGGCGCGGCCGCGCGAGGCGUUCGGCUUCCGCGUGCUGCGCAGCAUGCCGUGCGACACCGAGUCGCUUCGUCUGCGAGGCAAGCCCCGGGGUUCAGGUGCUGAGCGGGAGGUGCGCGGCGAGAGGCGGGCGAGCACACGGCGCGCGACGUAUAAUCCGUUUAACGGCUUCUGCGGGACCAAGGCCAGCUCGCAGAACUCCGUCAUCGCCACAGCGCCCCCCUCGCUCUGCCCGCUGCUGCCCGCGUGCCUGCGCGCGCCCUUCCGCACGGAGCUGUUGGUGGCAUCGACGAAGUUCGACCGCAAUCCCAAGAAGCGGCGGUCGGAAGGUGGCAUGGUGCCACGGCAGGUCAGCCAGGAGGAAGCAGAGCAGCUUCACGCGCUCAAGGCGCACAGGUUCUACCUGCUCCUCAACCACCCACUUGCGCACCGACGCCUCGCAGCACACAGCAAGCCCCUCAGACCGAAGUACUGGCAGCCGCUCUCCCUCGCCCUCAUCUCCUCCUCCGACCCCUCCCACGCCCCACGUCCUCAUUCCGCCCCCCUCGCCUCCCCCUCUCCCACCUCCCCUCAUGUGCCUGCAGCCCUGCCUGCACCCACCACUGCGCCUGCACCUGCCACUGCACCUCCCCCUCCUGUGACCAGCGCGAGGGAGCUGUACUCUCACGUGAAGGCGUACCUGGCAGGGCGCGCUGGGGGGAGUGGCAGUGGGGGUGAUGGCAGCGGGGAGGGCAGUGGGGAGGAGGAGGCGCAGGCCAUGUGGCGUGUGGUGCGGGCAUGCGGGGUGGAAUCAGUAGGAGAAUUGAGUGGCGUGGUGGACGAGAGGGGAUGGACCCCCAUGCAUGUGGCUGCACGCAAUGGUGACUCCCCCGUGCUCCAGGCACUGUUGCGCAUGCGCAUGCGGGCGGGGGUGUGCAGCACACGCAAUGCCACCACGCCACUGCACCUGGCGGCGUAUGGCGGCCACGUGGGCUGCAUGGGCCUGCUGGUGGAGUAUGGUGCUGACAUCCGCGCUCGCACUGCUGGCGGCUGGACGCCAUUGCACAACGCAGCGAAAAAGGAGCAGUGGGAGGCGGUGAGGUGGCUGGCGCAGCAGGGGAUAGACCCCGCAGAGGUGGAAAGACCGGGGGCCAACCCCAAGGCGGACAGGCUGGACGAACACCUCAUGGCAAGGGCGGUGCAGAUCGUGCGGGAGGAACACGAGAGGCACGCGGGGCAUGAAGGGAGGGAAGGGCUUGGGUGGGAGGAGGAGGCUGGUGCAGGUGCUAGCUGGAUGGAGUUUCUUCUUGAUGAUCACCAUGACGGCGCAUGA
Closterium sp. Naga37s-1 is the source of this 1620-nucleotide messenger RNA. Lineage: Eukaryota; Viridiplantae; Streptophyta; Zygnematophyceae; Desmidiales; Closteriaceae. The record is from the annotation of a GenBank genome assembly.